This is a messenger RNA of Daldinia caldariorum, 1029 nucleotides long. RefSeq lists its product as uncharacterized. Lineage: Eukaryota; Fungi; Ascomycota; Sordariomycetes; Xylariales; Hypoxylaceae. The transcript has 2 exons. The coding region runs from base 238 to 666 and encodes 142 amino acids. The record is from RefSeq and is a predicted model, not a curated record.
GAUCGUGAGAUGUCUUGGCUUAGACCCAUUGAGCCCUAGACUUGGUUCGGAGUUUGGUUAUAAGCCGGCGUUACCGUGCCAAAUACCACCCAUAAAGCGUAGGGCUGAAAUCAGACAUCUUCCAUAAGCGCUGUAGGAGGUACCUAAUACAAUCUGGUUCAGCUUGAAAGAUACUGAUGCGCGAGCUUCACAAAUCAACGAUAUAGGCAGGAAAGUGCUCUAAGUACCCCAAACAACAUGUCAGCACACGCAAAAUCACCGUUGCGGUCAUUAUUCCUAAUCGAAGGCCUCAUGAAACUAGCAGGAGGAUUAGUAUUUAUACUCUCUCCUCAAACCCCGCUGUCCGUCGCGGUGGCGGCACCUAUCCCGCCCAUCGCACUAUUAUUAAGCCGGCUGCUAGGCACUCAGACGUUUACGCUAGGGAUAUCUAUGCUGCUCGCUUCGGCGAGGACGCCAACGGCAGCGUCGAGCAGACGCAUAGUCUAUUGGACCGUGUUCGCGAGAGACGCUACUUUGGCGACGGUGCUGGCCUUGCAGCUAUGGCUCGGAGAUAACGCGGACGUGCUGGGCUUCUCGCCAAAUGGACUGCGCGCGUGGCUCGCGGAGCUGAUGCCCUUCUGCUUGGGCCAUCUGUGGGUUCUGACGGCGAAGUCGCAUUGGUUUUGAUACCUGGUGCCUAUUAUGAAUGCUUAGGUACCUGGUACCUUGCAGCCACAUGGCGAGGCCGAUAUGAUAUAUCAUCAUAAGCUGAAGUUGGCGAGAAGCAUGUUAGUCAGCAUUAGUAUUUUGUGGAACAGGGAUAGCAUCCUUAGAUAGGGGAGCAUCGCAUGAAAAACGACUUGUGGGAGACCUUAUUUUUUUGAUAUAUCAUUUCAGGUGACCGGCCGUAGCGAAAACUACCUCAGACGACAGAAUACGUUCGGGUAGGUAACACGCAACAUGUACAACAGGGAUGAGGUAUAUUAUCUAUUUAUGACGAAAAAGAAUAUUACUACUCAUUGGGUAUCUUCGGGGUAAUUUCUCCAACAG